Messenger RNA from Centruroides sculpturatus (bark scorpion), 1555 nucleotides. RefSeq lists its product as uncharacterized. Bases 8 to 1555 code for a protein of 515 amino acids. Gene Ontology annotation, cellular component: membrane. The transcript has 10 exons. Gene Ontology annotation, molecular function: ligand-gated monoatomic ion channel activity. The record is from RefSeq and is a predicted model, not a curated record. Lineage: Eukaryota; Metazoa; Arthropoda; Arachnida; Scorpiones; Buthidae.
AUUCGUCAUGAUACUUCAAUUGGAGCUAAGUUUUGUACUCAUUACUUAUAGUGCUGAUUUUCAAACUAAAAGGUGUUUUAAUAAAUCUAUUCCAAGCAAAUUCAUUCAGAAAGAAUACGUCGUCCAUGUUGUAAAAGAGGACACUUUUUUUAAAUGUGAAAUGACUUUCUUUUAUAAAUCUGGAAAUCGGCAAUUUCCAUUUACUGAAGAAAUUAUGAUAUCUACUUUCAUAGAAGUAGAAAAGAGUUACGCUAAAAUUUGCAAAAAUCAUUAUAUGAAUUCCUGUAAAAUGUACAAUAGGACAAAAACAAUAACUGAAAAAAAAUCGUUAAUACCAAAGAAAAUGACAGUUGUUGUACAUUUAGAAGAUUGGUUGAAACAGAAAAAGUCAUUCGUUAUGAGAUAUAUUUACCUUUUAACAGAUGUUCUUCAUACUAAGUGUAUGGAUACACUUUUUCUACAUCAGGCAGACAUCGCCAUUAAUCGUUAUCUUAUCAGAAAAACUUACGUGACGUAUUCCUCUUCUGUCACUCACAUUCCAACUACAUUUGCAAUACGUGCUGCAAGACCUUUAGAGAAAACUCUUAUCUUGACGAAACCUUUCGAUAUAAUGAUUUGGAUUUGUAUUCCUUUUUCUUUCUUCGUCGUUUUAAUAACUUUGUAUGGAAUAAUGAAGAAAGAAAGUGAAUAUAGAAAGAAGGAGAUUCCAAAAUUUUCCACUUUAUUUUGGAUUAUAUUGAGACACUUUGUUCGACAAGACACAACAAUAGAUAAUUAUAUUUUCACCACGUUUCGUAUCCUCGUUGGCUGUUGGAUCCUGAUUGCAUUUAUCUUGACAUCAGCAUACGUCGGCACUUUGCCUUCUUUCAUGGUUAAUCCUGGAACUGAAACCAUUCCUCAAACAUUUCAAGAAUUGAUUCAAUCAGUGAAAGCAGGACGUUAUAACAUCACUUUCUUCAGAGACAGCGAUGAAUGUCUUUAUUUUGAUCGAUGUUCAUUUUAUCUGAAUUACAAGAUGGAAAUAGUAAAAAAUGAAAUGAUCGAUAUCUUUAAUGAAAACGUUCGAAAGUUUGACGAGUCAGACUUUUUCAAUUCGAACAAACAAAUUAAAAAAGUACUUAGUGGAACUCACGCCGUAUUAGCAACAAAACAUGAAAUUGAAUCGAGCUUGACCAAAGAACAAAAGGAAAAGGUGUUCAUCUCAGAAGACAUACUUUUUACGAAAUUCCUAUUCGUACAAAUGAGUUUAGUCAGAGUGAAUUAUGCUGACAAAAUCUCUAAACUGGUAAAUAUUUUUGCACAAAGUGGAAUAGCUGAGAAAAUUAACAGAGACCUUGUUGAAGAAAAAACAAGAAAGGACCUGUUCUACUAUGACCAUAAAAUCGAUACAGAUAAUGAUCCUCUGAAAGUAGAUGAUAUUAUGGGUCUACUCUAUUUAUUAGUUACAGGAUAUAUUAUAUCGUUUCUUGUAUUUCUUACAGAAAUUCUAGUAAACAAGAUAAAUAAGAUUAAAAAAAGAAAAUGCAGAGUGAGGCAGUUUAAUAUUGUUAACUAA